AUGGUUAUAGCUGUGGAGUCUAAUGAUCAGAAAGGGCCAUUUGUUUCAGAGCUUCCCAACGAUGAGCCGAACUCUCAACAAUAUCGUAUCUUCCCUGCAGAGAAGUGGGACAUUUAUCAAUUCUCUCAUUGCUGCUUUGACUAUUGGUGGGCAACAGCUUUUCUCUUCUUUCACAUUCAGUUGUCCCUGUCAGGUUGGAAAAAAUUUCUACUAUGGUUCUGCGUUUCUAGUCAUCCCAGCCUUGAUCCUUCUGGUUGCUGGCUAUGCUCUGAGAAGCCAGAUGUGGACAAUGACCAGUGAAUACUGCUGCAGCUGUGCCCCUUCACACCGGAGAAUCAGCCCCCUGGAGCGCAAGCUGGCUUGUCUUCGGUUCUUCAGCAUCACUGGGAGGGCACUUGUUGCCCCAUUAACAUGGCUGGCUGUCACCCUGCUGACAGGCACCUACUAUGAAUGCGCAGCAAGUGAAUUCGCAUCUGUGGAUCAUUACCCAGUGUUUGACAAUGUCAGCGCGAGCAAACGAAAAGAGAUCCUAGCUGGGUUUCCAUGUCCCAAAUCAGCUCCAUCUGACAUGAUCCUGGCAAGAGAUGAAGUUGCUCUUCUGCACAGAUUCCAGUCACAAAUGCUGGGCUGGAUUUUGAUCACCUUGGCAACCAUCGCUAUCCUCGUGUCCUGCUGCUUGGCGAGGUGCUGCUCCCCCCUCACCUCUCUGCAGCACUGCUACUGGACCAACCACCUGCACAACGAGAGGGAGCUCUUUGAACAAGCUGCAGAGCAGCAUUCACGGCUCAUCAUCAUGCAGCGCAUAAAGAAACUCUUUGGCUUUAUUCCUGGAAAGGAAGAUGUCAAACACAUCCGUAUUCCUUCAUGUCAGGACUGGAGAGAUAUUUCAGCACCCAGUCUUUUCUGCAUGGGUGAGGACUUGCAAGGUCGCUAUAGCUUCCUUGGAGACAGGGUGGAUGAGGAUAAUGAGGAAAGCAAACCCGAAGGUAUUGAAUUAAAACCUUGAUUAUGGCACCUCUCACAAUUCAGGUUGCUUAACAGAUGGUUUAUUUUUGUGAUGAUGGAGUUUCAAAGUAAUCUCUUCACCUUUUUCUCUCCUGAGAUUUGUUUGACUGAGUCCAUUCAAGGUGCUAUUUCCAAAAUCCGUUUAUCUGAUCAUUGUGCCAAUGAUACUGGUUUAAUAUUGGCUUAAUGAAAACAAUAUGGAUCUUGAAGUCCUAUCAGAGUUGGAAUCUCGGUUGUUACUCAAUUAGCUGUGUGAAAAAUAGUAUUUUUGAGCACCAUCUUGUUAUCUGCACAUAACGGCUACCUCAUAGAGCUGUUGUGAGGAUUAAAGGUGUUAAUAUAAGCUAAGUGCUCAGCACAGUGCCUUUCCUAAAAUAAGUGCCAACACACGUUACUCUUUCUGUGUUCCACGUUUUCCAUUACUCUCUAAUUUCCUUUGAUCUUAAAUAUCUGACCUUUUGGCAACAGGAUGAAAAGCCCUUUCUGUGCUCGCUUUGGCAGCACCUAUACUAAAAGCCCUUUCUAAACUGGUAACAUGUACAGUAGAAGCCCAUGCAAGGUCUUGUGUCAAUUCUGCCAUAACCAGGGUAAGAUGAUGCAUUAUUCUAUCAUCAUUAGUAUCAUAAAUGUUAUUGGUAGCACGUCCACACUAGGAACAUUUUUAUAGCCAAAACAUAAGUUUAUUCUAGAAAUUUUCCCUUCUAUGCUCUACUGUAGAGACACUAUCCAUGCCUUUUCAUUAUCAAUUUGCACCCUUGCACUCAAAAUCCAUUUGGGGAAAUGAGACUGCCAUCUGUAUUUGUAUAUACCCAUUAUCUAAAACUCCAAAAGGGGAGACCUGCCUGACUCUUCUCUGUGACGCUACACCUCUAAUAUCUGAAAGUUUCUAAUUUAUCCUGAUUAUUUCUGAUAUAUGUAGUGUCUUGUGCCUGAUGUUUGUCACAUUCACUUAAGCAACUGGUUCAUUGGCUAAAGCAAAAUGAGAGCUUUCGUGUGUCUUUUAAAACCAAAACCAUGGCUGCUUACUGGGUAAUGGACCAACUAUCAAUUGUCAUGCUGACGUUCAAGAUUCACUUUCAAGGAGACCAGAGAACUUGAAUAACUGAAAUAUAAUCACUUAGUAAUCUACUUUUACACAAUUGUGGAAGAGUCUAUUCUGUGUGAAAUUAUGGGUUCCACAAACUUCAUGGAAACCAAUAGAAAAUGAAUUUGAAGGCCAUUUUUUAAAAAAAUUUAUAAGAGAUGCCUAGUGUAGUACUUUGCGAUGACAGGAGAUCCGUCUCUCCUUCACCAUUACUUAAUGGACAAGUCAGCUAGUCUAUCUGGGACUCAGUCACUUCAUCUAUAAAAUAUAGUUAAUGAUACCUUACCUGUUGUAGGGCAAGGAACUGAAGCAAAUGUAUUCUUGAGGUGCAUUUUAAAUCUAUUAAGAUAUUUAUGUUCAUGUUUAAAUGUAUACAGGUCCAUAUGUAUACAAUCUUCUGGAAUAGUAGGCCCAGGUUGUCUCCAUUAGAAGGAAAUUAUCACGGAGUUCAAUUCUUCUUCUAAACACAUUUGCUGACAUUCCACUUUCAAAAGAACGUUCAUGUACUGAACUUUUUCAAGUAGCCAAGGACUGACAUGACUGACAUGACAAGAGGGAUCGUCAUUUUUUUUUUAAGAUUUUAUUUAUUUAUUCAUGAAAGACAAAUACACGCAGAGGCAGAGACAUAGGCAGAGGGAGAUGCAGGCUCCCUGCGGAAAGCUUGAUGCAGAACUGGAUCCCAGGACCUCAGGAUCAUGAGAUCAUGACCUGGGCCAAAACCAGACACUCAACCACUGAGCCACCCAGGUGCCCCACAAGAGGGAUCCUUAAGAAAACAGAAGUUGUGGAAGUUAAUUAGGGUCCUCAUCUGGCUCUGAUGUAAAUGAACCGUGUAAAUACGGAAGGUCAUGUCCACUUUGUUCUCCAGUCUCCUCCAGCACUAAAAUUUAUCACUCUAUCUAUCUGGGAAUUUUUGAAACUCCUCUGUAUUGGGACAGAAUAGUUUAAUCAAAACUUUAUACCAUGUUCAGAAUUAUUUUAUUAGUUUCUGGGGAUUAUAGCACAGGAAAUACUCUCCAAUAAGAUUUUCAGUUAAUAGAAACAUCAAAGAGUAUAUAAAGUUAAAGCAUUACAUCACCAGAAAGAAGAUAAUCGUUGCUUAUACACACUAACACCAGGAAACUUUCUUUUUACUAGAUUCUGGAAGCCCUUUCUACAUCAAACUCCUUCAGAGUAUGACAUACACAGUUUAUAUUCUAAAUCACGUAAUCAUAAUCUUCCGCACAGCUUUCUAGCAAAGGAUUAAAGUAUUCUUUGGUUUCUCUACAUGGCUUCAAAGAGCUUUAUAGCAACUAUGUGAACAUUUGAAAGGUAGAUCACAUCCCUAGUAUUUCAUUGUACACUAUUUCCAAUUAAACAAAUCAUAUUUCCA
Messenger RNA from Nyctereutes procyonoides (raccoon dog), 3461 nucleotides. RefSeq names its product calcium homeostasis modulator family member 4 (gene CALHM4). Gene Ontology annotation, molecular function: monoatomic cation channel activity. The record is from RefSeq and is a predicted model, not a curated record. The transcript has 2 exons. Lineage: Eukaryota; Metazoa; Chordata; Mammalia; Carnivora; Canidae. The coding region runs from base 23 to 1006 and encodes 327 amino acids.